AUGGAUUUGUUGGUAUUGGUCCAUGUGGGUGCUGGCAACCACCAGAAACGCCAUCUCCCAGACUUCAAGGCGUUGGUCUCCAGGGCCUGCUCCCAGGGCUUGAGCGACCUCAUCAGCAGCGACCUUUCCUCCACCACCAAGGCCCUUUCCAACACCUCCAAGUUGGUUGAGGCCUCGAAACUAACCAAUGCUUCCUAUGGCUCCUCGUUGUCCUACAACGGCAAAAUUGUGAACGACGCCUGUGUUUUGCUCAAGGACCACGCCAGCCAGAAGUUCGUCUCCUUCGCCUUGAGCAACAUCCAGAACUUCAAGUACCCCAUCACUCGCUGCCUCAAUUUCCUUCUUCUCAAGGAGAUCGAUGUGGGCCAGUUCUGUGCUGGCAUCACCAAGCCCUGUGUCUUUGCUGACAACCACUUUGACUACUUCAACAUCAACAGGGACAGACCCAGCGACAGCGACGACUACUUGUUGAAUGAUGGCUACUGCAACAACAUCAGCUUGCUCUCCUCCAACUCCAUCAACUUCUAUCGCCAGAACGAGGAUCGUUUCUUGAAGAACGAGCCCAUAAUCAAGGAUAACAACGUCAACAACAACAUCAACGACACCAUAGGCAUACUCAUCAACGACAGCAAAAACAGUCUCUCUCAUGGGGUCUCCUCUGGCGGGAACUUCUUCAAGUCUGACCAAAGAAUUGGCUGUGCUGGUCUAAUUGGCCCCAGCUUGUUCAAUCUCACGUCCUUGGAACUACCACUUUACGAAAUAUUAUCCAGCAGUCGUAAGAAGGAGUUUUACUACGAAAUAUCAACAAUGUGCUCAGGUAAUGGCGAGGACAUCAUUGAAAUGGAUUUGGCUCGUUUUGCUUCGACCUAUAUCUUGGAAAAUUUACUUGUUUCAAAUGAUGAAGACGACCUUGAUUUGUCUAAAUUAUUACAGGAUUCAAUCGUAAAGGCCUCAAAGAGAAUUCAUUUAAAGUCUUUCAAUUACCAAAAUAAAAACACCAAUGCAGAUAAAAAUGCAAAUGCAAAUGCAAAUUCUAAUACAAAUCAAGACAAGAUUAUUUACGUUGGUGUAAUAUCAUACAUAAGAAAAUUCUCUUUAAAAUCGAAAAAAAUCGUUUGGAAUACAAUACUAUAUUGCCAUUCAACUGAAUCCUUCAUCUUUGGUUAUAAGUAUAAUAGUAAUAAAACUCAAUUCAUGUUUUCCUCACUUCUUGAUCCUAAAAGAAUUGGAGUAUCAUUUUCAAGAGGUGAAUUUAUUCUCAAAUAA
Ascoidea rubescens DSM 1968 is the source of this 1266-nucleotide messenger RNA. Its product is annotated as N-terminal nucleophile aminohydrolase. Bases 1 to 1266 code for a protein of 421 amino acids. The record is from RefSeq and is a predicted model, not a curated record. The transcript has a single exon. Gene Ontology annotation, molecular function: threonine-type endopeptidase activity. Lineage: Eukaryota; Fungi; Ascomycota; Saccharomycetes; Ascoideales; Ascoideaceae. Gene Ontology annotation, biological process: protein maturation.